AUGAACGUGACGAAUGAGCCGCCGAUCAACGAAGGAGAUUGCCUUCACGCCAGUUUCAACAUAUCGUCGCACGGAAUAUGGGACGAACUAGAAUCUGGAGGGGCGAUUCUCGGAUAUUCGUUGCCUCUUUUGGAGAUGCAAGUCAUGGCCAUGUUCUUGGUCAUUGUCUUGACUCAUAUGUUCCUCAGAUGCAUCGGCGUACCUCAGAUCGCUUCCCACAUGAUCGGCGGGCUGAUUCUUGGUCCUCAGCUAUUCGAUCUACGUGAAUUCUCACUCCGGCGGCUGUCACUGGAUCCCCAAUUCAGCGGAAAUCAGACGCUGGAUGCGAUCUCCACGUUGGCUUCGAUACUUUUCUCGUUCUCGAUGACCGUUAGGACCAACCGAGGAGUAGCUUUCACCGGCGGGAAACUCCCAGUCGCCAUUGCCUUAUUCUCAUUCUUACCUCCUCUCUUCAUCGGCCUCAUCUUCAGAUUUCUGCUCACAGAAAACCUAGACCCUCUCUACAUGCCUCGGAAGCUUGCCCUAGCCGAACGUUCCGUGAUCAUCACGACACAAGCUUCCACUCUCUUACCGACAAUAACCCACCUCCUAUCCGAACUCAAGAUCCUCAACUCGGAACUUGGCCGACUCACCUUGUCCGCCGCUGUCCUAGCCGAAUAUCUCGGGAUUUUCGUCAUCAUAAUCGCUAGCUUUGUCGGAACGUACAGAAACGUCUCCCCCGGGAUCGCUUACCGUGAUGCCAUCGCCACAUUGAUAUUCUUCGUCUUUCUCAUCUUCAUUUUCAAGCCUGCUGUCGAAUGGAUCAUCCAUCAGACGCCCGAGGGAAAACCCGUUCGGAACGUUUACAUUAACGCUGUUAUCGUUACCGUUUUCGCCUCUUCUGUUUUCACGACGUUCUUCAACCUUAAGUAUGUUCUCGGACCGAUAUUGAUCGGUCUGGUAAUACCGGACGGUCCUCCUCUUGGUUCUACGUUAGAGGCGAAAUUUGAGAAGGUCGUUAAGAAUGUGCUUUUACCGAUCGCGAUUUCGGCAUCUUUGAUGAGAGCCGACAUAACGAGAAUCUUUUACGAGUUCGAUGACAUUUCUUAUAACAUAUUUCUCUUGGUUCUGAUGCUUAUCCUGAAACUUCUUGGCGCUCUUUUGCCUUGCUUGUACUUCAAGUUACCUCUGAAGGAAUCUAUGGCAGUCGCCAUUAUCACUAGCAGCAAGGGUUUCUCCGAGCUCUAUCUUUACGAAAUCGCGAGAGAAAAGUCGUAUCUCUCGAUCGGGACGCAUUCGCUACUCAUGCUGUACGUACUUAUGAAUUACGGAAUCAUCCCUACCAUUGUCAACUCUCUGUACGAUCCAAAGAGGAAGUACGUCGGAUUCCAAAAGGCGAACAUUAUGCAUCUGAAACCGAACUCGAAUGUCAGAAUCCUCACUUGUCUGCACAGACCAGGCAACAUUUCUUCGGCCAUUGGUUUGCUUCAGUUACUGAUCUCACCGAACCAGGACCCACCCAUUGUGGUCACGGUCCUACAUCUCGUGAAACUCGUGGGCCGUGUCCUUCCCGUUCUCAUAUCGCACAGCAAGAAGUCGAAACGGAUGCUUCUGAGCUCUUACAUUCAGACAGCCAUGCUCGAGUUCAGCCAGUUCGAGGAAGACAACUGGGGAUCCUUGUCCUUGAACAUGUUCACAGAUUUCUCCCACGAGAAUAUGAUGCACGACGAUGUCUGCCAGCUCGCGUUAGACCAGUCAUCGUCGAUUAUCAUCCUACCCUCUGGUCGGAAGUGGACUCUGGACGGAUCGUUCGAUUCAGACGACGUAGCGAUCAGAAACCUGAACGUUUCUCUCCUCGAACGUGCGCCCUGCUCGAUCGGAAUACUCGUGGACCGAGGCCAGUUCUCCCGGAGAGCGAACUCGAAGAACGAUGAAAAGGGCUCGGAUAAAUACCCGAUAAACGUGGGAGUGAUCUUCAUCGGGGGGCAGGACGAUCGAGAGGCGUUGUCUCUGGCGAAAAGAAUGAUACAGAACCAAAGAGUGUGUCUGACGGUGAUCCGAUUCGUCACGGAUCAAGAGACGGAGUCCACGAGCUGGGAGUACUUUCUUGAUUACGAGGUGUUGAAGGAUCUGAAGCGGAGCAGCGACAGCGACGAGAGCAUAGUGAUAUCGUACAAGGAGAAGGUGGUGAACAGCGGUCCGGAGGUGGCGAGGACGGUGAGAGGGAUCGGGAAAGAUUACGAUCUGAUGAUCGUGGGGAGAGAUCACGGAGAGGCCUCUCCCGAUUUCUCGGGAUUGGAGGGUUGGAUGGAAAUGCCGGAGUUAGGCGUGAUCGGAGAUUUGCUCGCUGCGAGAGAUUUGAAUUCGCACGUAUCUGUUUUGGUAGUUCAACAGCAGCGGCAACGGGCUUGA
Tarenaya hassleriana is the source of this 2391-nucleotide messenger RNA. Its product is annotated as cation/H(+) antiporter 10. The transcript is spliced from 3 exons. Bases 1 to 2391 code for a protein of 796 amino acids. Lineage: Eukaryota; Viridiplantae; Streptophyta; Magnoliopsida; Brassicales; Cleomaceae. Gene Ontology annotation, cellular component: endomembrane system; membrane. The record is from RefSeq and is a predicted model, not a curated record. Gene Ontology annotation, molecular function: antiporter activity. Gene Ontology annotation, biological process: regulation of pH; proton transmembrane transport.